Molecule: messenger RNA, 764 nt
Organism: Drosophila takahashii
Lineage: Eukaryota; Metazoa; Arthropoda; Insecta; Diptera; Drosophilidae
Source: RefSeq, a predicted model, not a curated record
CACUCCAAGAUGCAAUUUCAAGGCAGCUUGAGCGGGCCUUUAAUUUUCAGUUUAUUCUUGAUAUUUCUUCAAAAUGUUCCUAAAACUGAAGCAUCCCAGUGCAAAUCCACCGAAAUUCUGUCCGACAAUGGCUGCGUGGAUCGCGAGGGCUUCCUGAACCGGAUCAUAAUGCGCUCCUGGAAGGAUCAGGGCUUCGAAAAGGCAAAGGCGAGGGCUGGCCUGGUGGACGAUAUGCAGUGUAAGCCGGGCGAGGUGAGGACGCCCUUUGGCUGUGCGAAGCCCCCGUUUCCACCGCGCAGGGAGUCGGCGAGGGUGCCAGUGCACCACAGCAGCUUGAGUCGUGACCAGGUGGUCUUCUCCAAUUUCGGUGCGGCCCGAACCUACUAUAGGGAACCAGAAGUAAAGUCUGGCAAAAAGGAGAAGAGGGUGCCUUACUCGGGACCCCCCAUUUCGGCCCACAAUCGUCCCCGUAUAAGCUAUAUUAUGCCGGGCAGGUUGCUCCGGACUCAACGCAAGUGUCGACCUUAUGAGACCGUCGGACCAGAUGGGCAGUGCCAUCGAAAGAAGGGCAAAACUGGGAUCUAUGAGCACAGGAAUCACCUAUAUGGGUUGCAACUGAGACACCGACAUGAAGGAACUGAUACACACAAAACAGUUGAUGGGUCAGUUUGACCCAAUCGAAUAGUUACGUAACCAUACAAAAUAGAAUACAGCUGAUGAAAAUAGUAACGUGUAUUUUAUUUUCAAAUUAAAAAUAUUUUCUG